CUUUAUCAUUCUCCUCCUUCUUCCAAAACCUAGCCGACGCUAGGGUUUAAGACGCCCCGCAUUUCUCUCUAACGCCUAAAACCCCUAAACUAUUUAUACCCACCUGUCGCCAAUUCGCCAUGAAAUCUUGUAACUUCAAAACCCUAAAUUUAUUCAUCAUAGAUGAUGGGUUAUGCACGUAGCAACACCAAAAUCAAAGUCGAACAGGAGUCUCUGGAAGUUUCACCAGGCCUCAAGAAAUCCAACGUCUCACUUGAUCAAUCUUUCAUAGAGUUCGAAGAAUAUCCCGACACUUUCUUAGACUCUCUCUUGAAUUUUGACGAUUGGGUUGAAGAUCAUCCAAAUUCAUCGGUGGCUCAAGCUAUGAAUUCAGAAGAGAAAUCCAAUUUGGACAAGUCUUUGGAAAUUAAGGAAGAGAAAGAAGAAGAGGUUUGUGAGUCUGCGAAAUUAGAGGACUUGGGGGAUUUGAUUCAGGAAGGGAUGGGUCGAGUUCGUUUAACUUCGGGUGUUGAUGUGAUUGAGGGUGCAAGUAGUGAGGUUACAGGUAGUGAGGAAACUACCAAUGACGAUGAGAUUGGAGUGAAGAAUAAUGUUGAGAAAGGUGCUGAUGAUGUGGAAGAGUCAAAGGAUGAGGAUUCUGAUUCGGAUUCUGAGAAGGAUUCAUCAUCAUCUUCAUCGUCUUCUAGUAGCAGUAGUGAUGAUGAUGAUGAUGAUGAAGAGGAUGAUGAAGAAGAAGAUGGUAGUGAUGAUGAAGAAGACGAUGUGAAAGAGGUAAAGAAAGUGAAAGGGGAGGUGGAAAUGGAAGAAGGUGAGAUAAGAGAUUUUGAUGUUGAGGAUGAAGACGAAGAUGGUGAUGUUGUGAAAGGGCCAAUUCGUUCAAGGAAUGAGGUUCAGGAUCUACCUCCUGUCCCUCCAGUGACUGUAACAAUUCAACCACAUCAUAAGACACUCCCAGUUGGAGUUGUAUUAUCGAUUAUGGGUGCACAAGUCAUAGUGGAAGGCGUUGAGAAUCAUAAUCCAUUAAGUGAGGGUUCAAUUCUAUGGAUAACCGAAAGUAGAUUACCAUUAGGAGCAGUGGAUGAAAUAUUCGGACCCGUAAAAAACCCGUAUUACAUUGUCCGAUUCAACUCAGAAACGGAUAUCCCAACCGGGAUCCAACUAGGCAGCUCAAUAUCUUUCGUUCCCGAGUUUGCAGAUUAUGUUUUGAAUAACAACAAUCUUUACAAAAAAGGUUACGAUGCCUCCGGUGAAAACGAUGAAGAAUUAUCCGAAGAACUCGAGUUUUCCGAUGAUGAAAAGGAAGCCGAGUACAAGAAAAUGAUAAAAAUGGCAAAAAGGGGAUCGAGCGAACAAAAAAACGGAAAUUUGAAAAAGGAUAAGAAGUCAAGAAACCGCGGUGGUGGUCAACGGAAUAUCGUUGACCACCACCACCGGCCGGAGCCUCAGGCUCCGGCAGGUGGUCCGCCUGGUUUUUCGCCAGGCGGACCUUCUCCGGUGAAUGGACCGUCGGUCUUUUCACCGGGACAACCUUCUGCUAGUGGGCCGUCGGGAUUUUCCCAGGGCCCACACGCGGCUAACUUUACCGGACCACCUCCUGGAGUUUGGCCGAACGGGUUCCCGUCUAUUCCGCCGCAAAACAUUGGUUUCUUUACGAACGGAGGGUUUAUGCAACCGAAUUUUACGCAACAGCCCUUCCAGAAUCUUGGUUUGCCGAAUAUGGCCCCUUUUCAUCCACAGUUUAAUGCUACGGGUCAAAUGUUUCAGCCGAGUUUCGGGCCAAAUCCGGCAUUCGGGUCAUGGCCCGUGGGUAUGGGUCAGAAUAAUUUCAACCAGUCACAAGUGGGCCCACCGAUGGGGUUUCCGGGCAUGUUUCCUGGGUCUUCCAUGAACAAUGGUGUAGUACAGCAGCAAGGAGUUGGGGUGGCUAAUGGGCUUCAAAUGGAAAAUAAUGGUGGUGGGAGGCCUCCUUUUGUUGCCGGAAAUGGUGAAAGUUCUCAAAAUCGUGGAGGAAGAAGGGGGUUUCAAAGGGGUGGUGGGCGGUUUAGAGGUGGUAGAGGUGGCAGAAAUGGGCCACAGUCGAGGUGAACAUUUUUGUAAUUUUAUGAUUAGUUUUCGUAUUAUUCUUAUCUGUGAUACAAAGAGUCGGGUUACUUUUAUUCUGUUUGAGUUGUUAUUUUGGAUGUAUAAUUAAUGUUAGAUUAUACAUGUGGUUUUAUUGUGUUCAAUAUCAUGUAGUAAUGGUAAGGUGGUAGACAGGUAGG
This is a messenger RNA of Lactuca virosa, 2261 nucleotides long. The record is from the annotation of a GenBank genome assembly. Lineage: Eukaryota; Viridiplantae; Streptophyta; Magnoliopsida; Asterales; Asteraceae.